This is a messenger RNA of Stegodyphus dumicola, 1035 nucleotides long. RefSeq lists its product as uncharacterized. Lineage: Eukaryota; Metazoa; Arthropoda; Arachnida; Araneae; Eresidae. The record is from RefSeq and is a predicted model, not a curated record.
AUGGGGGCAAGAAAAAUCAGGCAACAUUUCGCGCUCAACAUCUGUAGAGCAUACCGGACUACAGCAACGAGUUCUGCAUUGAUCCUGGCAGGCCUUCUACCCCUACAUAUCAAGGCACAGGCAGAAGCCGCCUACACUAGGCUAAUUCACUUACGACGGGACGCCACCUUGAAUGGCAGGACUCUCUGUCCGAUCACUUUUGAACACCCUGGAGAUGUCCUUCAAACACACCCAGCCCUUAAAGGCAAGGGAGUUCGAGUGACUAUUUCUACAGAGCCUUCAGCAAACAUGGCUAAUGACAACAAAGCCUAUAUUUUCACUGAUGGCUCCAAGUUCGAAAAUGGAGUCGGAUGCGCUUUUGUGCAAUUUGAGAAUCACAUUACGACUUAUGAAUGGAAGGGCCACUUAGCUGACUCCAACAGCGUUUUCCAAGCAGAAGCGCUCGCUCUCACAGCAGCAGUUCAGCAUAUAAUAGAAGACACCGGUAUUAAUAAUGCAACCAUCUUCUCGGAUAGCGCAUCUACAUUGUACGCCAUCCAGAACCAUAUGCACACGUCACAAAUUAUUAUGAAUUUGCAACAGAUGCUAAGGCUCAACAGCUCCCGCGAGAUUUCCAUAAAAUGGGUCAAAGCCCACGCAGGCAUCCUUGGUAACGAGGCAGCAGACCAGCUUGCGAAGGAGGCAGCUAACAACAUUGCAGCGCAAGAGCUGUACGUUCCAUCGCCUCCCUCUUACCUCAAACGUCUACUCAAGGAUGAAGCUGCCCGCAUAUGGCAAUCAGAGUGGGACCAAAGUGACACAGGCAGGAGAACUUAUAUGUUCUUCCCAAAAGUGUCCACUGACCGCACUAUAGGAAUUGCGCCAUUGUCACACUACAUCUCCGGACAUGGCCCUUUCCCUACUUACUUCUGUAGGCACGGAAUCUCAACUACAAAUGUAUGUGUGUGUGGCAACGAAGGCACACCCGACCAUUAUAUCUACCUACCAAUGCCCACUUACGUCGCAGCACCACCUGCCUACACCAUCCAGCAAUGA